GAAAGGGAGUCAGCGAGCGGCCAGAGAGAGAGAAGUAUAAAGCAAGAGAAAUAAAAGAGAUUGGCAUAGUGGGAAUAGCACAAUCCUCUCUGCGAGUAUAUCAAUGAAUCCUUGAAGUUUUCUCUUCCUGUUUCUCGCGCUAUUCUCGAUAACCAAACACCUUAAUCUUCCCCGCCCGCCCUAGGGUUUCUCCAUUUUGAUCUUCGUAACCGAUCCAAAAAUGGGAAAAGGAGGAGAAGGUUGUGGAAAAGGAGAAAUGAUUACCUCUCGACCAACCGCCGAUCCAGAUGUAUUUCCUGCUUGGGCCAAAGAUAUCCAAGAAUGCGAGAAGCGUUACCAAGUUAACAAAAAAUUGGGAUUAUCAUCGGCGGAAGUCGAAAAUCGGCGCAAGAUCUACGGCUACAAUGAGUUGGAAAAACACGAAGGGCAAUCGAUAUGGAGUUUAAUCCUUGAACAGUUCAACGACACGUUAGUUCGAAUCUUGCUUGUGGCAGCAGUAGUUUCUUUUGUCCUGGCUUGGUACGACGGUGAAGAAGGCGGUGAAAUGGAAAUUACCGCUUUCGUUGAACCGUUGGUAAUAUUUUUGAUCUUGAUCGUCAACGCCUUCGUCGGUGUUUGGCAAGAGAACAACGCGGAGAAAGCAUUGGAAGCUUUAAAAGAGAUCCAAUCGGAACAAGCCACGGCGAUCCGAGAUGGAGUGAAAAUUCCAAACUUGCCGGCUAAAGAGCUCGUUCCCGGUGAUAUCAUCGAACUGAAAGUGGGGGAUAAAGUCCCGGCCGACAUGAGAGUUUUAGAGUUAGUUAGUUCCACUUUGAGAGUCGAGCAAGGUUCGUUAACGGGAGAGAGCGAGGCGGUUAAUAAAACCAACAAGUUAGUUAGCGAAGACGCUGAUAUUCAAGGGAAAAGAAGCAUGGUUUUUGCCGGAACAACGGUGGUUAACGGAAAUUGUUUCUGUUUGGUUACACAAAUUGGGAUGGAAACGGAGAUCGGGAAAGUCCACGCUCAAAUCCAUGUGGCGGCGCAGAGCGAAGAAGAUACGCCGUUGAAGAAGAAGUUGAAUGAGUUUGGGGAGGUUUUGACGAUGAUUAUUGGGGUAGUUUGUGUCUUUGUUUGGUUGAUUAAUGUUAAAUACUUCCUUAGUUGGGAAUUUGUGGAUGGUUGGCCAAGGAAUUUUAAAUUUUCCUUCGAGAAAUGUACCUAUUAUUUUGAGAUUGCGGUCGCAUUGGCUGUUGCUGCCAUUCCUGAAGGAUUGCCGGCGGUUAUAACUACUUGUUUAGCACUUGGAACACGAAAAAUGGCUCAAAAGAAUGCGCUGGUGAGGAAGUUACCCAGUGUUGAGACAUUGGGAUGUACUACUGUGAUUUGCUCUGAUAAAACAGGGACCUUGACUACCAAUCAGAUGGCAGUGGCUAAGCUUGUGGCUAUGGGAGGUGAUGCGGGUACGUUGAGGAGUUUUAGGGUUGAUGGGACUACGUAUAAUCCUUCUGAUGGGAAAAUACAUGAUUGGCCAAGUGGUGGAAUGGAUGCUAAUCUUCAAACUAUCGCGAAGAUUGCUGCUAUAUGUAAUGAUGCUGGUGUUACGCAUUCUGAAAAUAAGUUUGUUGCUCAUGGAAUGCCUACUGAGGCAGCAAUAAAGGUUCUUGUUGAGAAAAUGGGCCUCCCAAAAGGAUCUCUUAGCGGUGGAUCAGCUGGCAGUGAUAUUCUACGUUGUUGCCAAUGGUGGAAUGAGUAUGAGCGUCGGAUUGCAACCCUUGAGUUCGAUCGUGAUAGGAAGUCAAUGGGUGUUAUUGUCAAUUCCAAAUCAGGACGAAGGUCAUUGUUAGUGAAGGGAGCUGUAGAAAAUUUAUUGGAGAGAAGCUCAAAGAUGCAGUUGUGUGAUGGUUCUGUUGUACCACUGGAUCAGAAUUCUAGGAACCUUGUUUCCUGUGCUCUUCAAGAUGUGUCAAGCGGUCAAUUGCGGUGCUUGGGUUUUGCAUACAAAGAUGAGCUCCCUGAGUUUGAAACCUAUGAUGGUGGUGAUGACCAUCCGGCUCAUGACCUUUUACUUGACCCAUCCAACUAUUCAUCAAUUGAGAGCAAUCUCACUUUUGUUGGCUUGGUUGGAUUGAGGGACCCUCCUCGUGAAGAGGUCCAUCAAGCAAUUGUGGACUGUAAAGCAGCUGGUAUUCGUGUUAUGGUUAUUACUGGAGAUAACAAGGAUACAGCAGAAGCUAUAUGCCGUGAAAUAGGUGUAUUUGGACCCACUGAAGACAUCAGUUCAAAAAGUUUAAUUGGAAAGGAAUUUAUGGAGCUGUUGGAUAAGAAAGCUCAUCUGAGACAAAGUGGUGGGCUUCUAUUUUCUAGGGCUGAACCAAGGCACAAGCAAGAGAUAGUGAGAUUGCUAAAGGAAGAUGGAGAGGUGGUUGCUAUGACUGGUGAUGGAGUGAAUGAUGCACCUGCCUUGAAACUGGCUGAUAUAGGGAUUGCAAUGGGCAUUGCUGGAACAGAGGUUGCAAAGGAAGCUUCCGACAUGGUAUUGGCAGAUGACAAUUUUAGUACAAUUGUUGCUGCUGUUGGUGAAGGCAGAUCCAUUUACGACAACAUGAAAGCUUUUAUCAGGUACAUGAUCUCUUCAAAUAUUGGUGAGGUUGCCUCCAUAUUUCUAACAGCUGCUUUGGGUAUACCUGAGGGCCUGAUUCCUGUCCAGCUUCUCUGGGUCAAUCUUGUUACAGAUGGACCACCUGCAACAGCAUUGGGAUUCAAUCCUCCAGACAAGGACAUCAUGAAGAAGCCUCCUCGCAGAAGUGAUGACUCACUCAUCACUGCUUGGAUUCUAUUCCGCUAUCUGGUCAUUGGACUAUAUGUUGGAAUGGCCACUGUUGGUGUCUUCGUCAUUUGGUAUACGCAUGGUUCCUUCUUGGGCAUAGAUCUAAGUGGGGAUGGCCACACCCUUGUCAGAUACUCCCAGCUUGCCAAUUGGGGCCAGUGCUCAUCCUGGGAAAAUUUCACCGUUUCACCUUUCACAGCUGGUACUCAGGUCUUCUCCUUUGAAAACAAUCCCUGUGAUUAUUUCCAGGGUGGCAAAGUAAAAGCAAUGACCCUUUCCCUCUCUGUUUUGGUUGCCAUUGAAAUGUUCAACUCCCUUAAUGCCCUUUCUGAGGAUGGGAGCCUCCUGACAAUGCCUCCAUGGGUCAACCCUUGGCUCCUUCUGGCCAUGUCUGUGUCAUUUGGCCUGCACUUCUUGAUCCUCUAUGUGCCAUUCCUUGCUCAAGUAUUUGGUAUCGUGCCUUUAAGCUUUAACGAAUGGCUACUGGUUCUCGCUGUUGCAUUCCCUGUGAUUUUGAUCGAUGAGAUCUUGAAGUUCAUAGGGAGGUCUACAAGUGGGAUUCAAUCAUCCAGGCAAAGACCUUUAAAGCCCAAAUCAGAGUGAGAGAGAGAGCUUGGUCGAAAUUCGAGAAGUUGGAUGGUGCUUCUGAUACUGCAUCUCAAUAGAUGAAAUUCUUGGGUUUGCUCUUCGACACCUAUUCUUAUCAUCUGAGUUCUCUUCUUGGUACCAUCUGUAACCCCCGCUCAAUUUUACAAAGGGGGAUGGUUUGGGCCACAAAGAACUAGCUAAACUAUUCCUUUGUCACUGCUGUUUCCUAGGUUUUGUUUAAAUUCAAUUUUUUAAACUGUUAGGAAAUGCAAAAAUAGAAGUAUUUUUUGAAUUAGCAACUCUUACUCUGUUAAUCAUUUGCAAGCUUUUCUUCCAUUAGUAACUGUUA
Molecule: messenger RNA, 3743 nt
Organism: Theobroma cacao (cacao)
Lineage: Eukaryota; Viridiplantae; Streptophyta; Magnoliopsida; Malvales; Malvaceae
Product: calcium-transporting ATPase 1, endoplasmic reticulum-type-like
Cellular component (GO): membrane
Molecular function (GO): ATP hydrolysis activity; transporter activity; ATP binding
Source: RefSeq, a predicted model, not a curated record